Cornus florida is the source of this 2275-nucleotide messenger RNA. RefSeq names its product 3-hydroxy-3-methylglutaryl-coenzyme A reductase-like. Gene Ontology annotation, biological process: sterol biosynthetic process; coenzyme A metabolic process; isoprenoid biosynthetic process. Gene Ontology annotation, cellular component: endoplasmic reticulum membrane; peroxisomal membrane. The record is from RefSeq and is a predicted model, not a curated record. Lineage: Eukaryota; Viridiplantae; Streptophyta; Magnoliopsida; Cornales; Cornaceae. Bases 29 to 1933 code for a protein of 634 amino acids. Gene Ontology annotation, molecular function: protein binding; hydroxymethylglutaryl-CoA reductase (NADPH) activity. The transcript is spliced from 3 exons.
AUGCAAACCCUAUAAGUAUAGCCCCUGAAUGCUCGCUCCUCCCUCCAUACUCAACCAACUCUCACAUCUUCUCUUCUUUUCUCUCACCCACGCCACACCACACACACAUAACAACUUCUUUUUUAAUCGAUCCGCCGCCGGAAUCUAUCAUUCUCCGGCAAUCAUGGACGUCCGUCGGCGGUCGAUUAAACCUGUCCACCAAUUCCCAUCUUCCUCACCACCACCAUCCAUUCUCAAACCCAAACAUGCUGCGGCCAAGUCGACCAAGUUCAUUGAUUCCCCAAAAGCAUCUGAUGCUCUCCCUCUCCCUCUCUACCUCACAAAUGGCAUUUUCUUGACCCUCUUCUUCUCCGUCGUCUAUUACCUUCUCAUCCGAUGGCGCGAGAAGAUCCGCAACUCUACUCCUCUCCACAUCGUCACUCUCUCCGAGAUCGCCGCCAUCGUCGCCUUUGUCGCCUCUUUCAUUUACCUCCUCGGCUUCUUCGGCAUCGGCUUCGUCCAGUCUGCUGGUGGUCGCUCUUCCGAUGACGAAGAGGAGGAAGAAGAUGUCGACCAAGUUAUCCUCAAAGAGGACACUCGCCCACUCCCCUGCGCUGCCGCCGCCCCCGAUUGCCCAAUACCUCCUAUCGCUCCUCUCAAACCCAAAGUCGCCGUCGUCAAUGAUUCCUCCGUACCCAUUUCAUCAGAAGAGGACGAGGAGAUCAUCAAAUCGGUGGUUGCCGGCACCAUUCCCUCCUAUACCCUCGAAUCCAAGCUCGGCGAUUGCCACCGGGCAGCUGCAAUCCGCCGCGAGGCACUCCAGAGGAUGACCGGGAAGUCUCUGGAGGGACUGCCUUUGAAUCACUUCGAUUACGACUCCAUUUUGGGACAGUGUUGCGAGAUGCCGGUUGGUUACAUUCAGAUUCCGGUGGGUAUCGCCGGACCACUCUUGCUUGACGGUAGGGAGUAUUCAGUUCCGAUGGCGACCACGGAGGGGUGUUUGGUUGCGAGUACCAACAGGGGUUGCAAAGCAAUUUACGCGUCUGGUGGAGCAACCAGCGUGUUGCUGAGAGAUGGGAUGACAAGAGCCCCCGUCGUGAGGUUCGGCACCGCCAAGAGAGCCGCCGAGCUCAAGUUUUUCUUGGAAGACCCCAUCAAUUUCGAAACUUUGAGCGUUGUUUUCAACAGGUCUAGCAGAUUUGGUCGGCUGCAGAGCAUCAAAUGCGCCAUUGCUGGGAAGAAUCUGUACAUGAGGUUUACUUGCAGCACAGGGGAUGCCAUGGGGAUGAACAUGGUCUCCAAAGGUGUACAGAAUGUGAUGGAUUUCCUCCAGACUUCCUUCCCUGACAUGGAUGUUAUCGGCAUCUCUAGUAACUACUGUUCAGACAAGAAGCCUGCUGCAGUUAAUUGGAUUGAAGGGCGUGGCAAGUCUGUUGUGUGCGAGGUUAUCAUCAAGGAGGAAGUGGUGAAGAAGGUUCUCAAGACCAACGUUGCUUCGUUGGUAGAGCUUAAUAUGCUCAAAAACCUUACUGGGUCAGCCAUGGCUGGAGCUCUUGGUGGCUUCAAUGCCCAUGCCAGUAAUAUUGUUUCUGCAGUCUACAUAGCCACUGGUCAAGACCCGGCACAGAAUGUUGAGAGUUCACACUGUAUUACCAUGAUGGAAGCUGUCAAUGAUGGAAAGGACCUUCACAUCUCUGUCACAAUGCCUUCUAUUGAGGUUGGUACUGUUGGAGGUGGUACCCAACUAGCAUCUCAGUCUGCAUGCCUGAACCUUCUUGGAGUGAAGGGUGCAAACAAAGAAUUACCAGGAUCGAACGCAAGGCUGUUGGCCAGCAUUGUAGCUGGUUCUGUUCUCGCCGGAGAGCUCUCGCUCAUGUCUGCUAUUGCAGCCGGACAGCUUGUCAAGAGCCACAUGAAGUACAAUAGAUCAAGCAAAGAUGUUACCAAAGCUUGAGCUUGAAGACCCAGCCAGCCAGCCAGUCCUCCUCCUCAAUAAUAGUGUCAGAGCGCUCAACAAAACGGUGUAAUAUUAAUAAUGUCAAUCAAGAACAGGAAGAUAUAUGUAUAGUAUAGUUGAGGUGUCAACUAAACUAAUUAUGGAGAGACAAGAUUGUCAGCAAAAAUGUAAUGGUUGCAUUUGUAUUCUUUACUUAUUUUAUCAAUGUAUCAAUCAUAAUUGUGUAUAUUUUUCUUUUUUCUUUUUCUUUUUCUUGAAAGGGUAGCGUCCAGCUCAUAUCUUGUAUCAUUUACUUAUAUAAUCAAUGAAGAUAUCUUUAAGUGAUUACAAAGUUCAAAA